AUGGGGGUCUCUGGUGUAAAGCGUGUGGCUGUCAUCGGUGCAGGGCCAGCGGGUGCUAUCGCUGUUGAUGCCCUUGUUCAAGAAAAGACAUUUGAUCGCAUUCGUGUAUUUGAGAGACGUGAAGGUCCUGGAGGAUGUUGGAUUGGCGACACAACAGCACCUCAACCAAUCUCAGAUCUGUCAAAGCUGGCAGACCGCACAGCAGAUGAACAACUUCCUAUACCUGAGAGUCUACCAGCUCACCUCCCCAAACCCUCUCAACCCCGUCAUGAGGAAUCAUCCAUCUAUCCCUACCUAGAAACAAACGUUGAUACAUCAACUAUGGAAUACACCCAAGAACCCAUCCCAAUAACUCGCAGCGAACGCUCAAUCAGCAUGCACGGCGCUUCAACGCCCUUUCGACACUGGAAAGUCAUGCGUGAUUACGUUGCUUCUAUCAUUGAACGCAAUCACUAUGAAGAUCUAAUUUCGUACAACACUACCGUGGAACACGUCAAGAAGGAAGGAGAGGAGUGGAGGGUUGUGUUGAGAAAGGAAGGAGAUGAGUUGGAUUACUGGUGGGAGGAGAGAUUCGAUGCUGUUGUUGUGGCGAGUGGGCAUUAUUGGGUGCCGUAUGUUCCUGCUAUCGAGGGAUUGCAGGAGUUUGAGAAGAUGAGGCCUGGAAGUGUUGUGCAUAGUAAACACUUCCGUGGUAGAGAUGCUUUCAAGGACAAGAACGUCGUGGUAGUGGGCGCAUCUGUCUCUGCAGCUGAUAUCGCAGUCGACAUCGUCGACGAAGCAAAGACACCAGUCCAUUGCAUAACUCUCGGCCACACAACAAACGUCUUCUUCGGCGACACAGCGUUUCACCACCCCAAGAUCCAACAACACCCCUCCAUCGCCAAAGUCACGGGCCGAACCGUGCAUCUCGUCGACGGCACAUCCAUUCCGGACGUAGACCACAUCAUCUUUGGAACAGGCUACAGCUGGACACUACCCUUUUUACCUUCUGUCCCCGUGCGAAACAACCGCGUACCGAAUUUGUACCAACACAUCGUCUACCAGCAAGAUCCUACACUACUCUUCGUAGGCGCAGUGGGUGCUGGACUUACGUUCAAGAUCUUUGAGUGGCAAGCUGUAUACGCUGCUCGUAUUCUUGCUGGCAGGGCAAGUGCGCCUUCUGUAGAAGAGAUGCAGAAGUGGGAAGAGCAGAGAAUUGAGGAGAGGGGUGAUGGACCUAAGUUUUCGGUUGUGUAUCCGGACUUUGAGGAGUAUUUUGAGGAUGUGAGGAAGUUGGCUGGUGAUGGGGAGGGUGUUGGGAGACAGUUGCCCAAGUUUAGGGGGGAGUGGUUUGAGAGUUUUAUGGAGGGGCAUGAGUUGAGGAAGGGAUUGUGGAGGAGAUGGAAUGAGGCUGCGAAGGAGGAGGAGAAGGCGAGGUUAAAAUAUCACUCAAACUCGGCUGCCGAAGCCUAUCUUUCACGACAGAUUGGCUGGUCUCUUAUCAUGGUUGGUUACGUCGAGGCAUCUGCACUAAACACAAAAUGUGACGAAACGAGACCAGAGUGUCUGAGAUGUAUACGCAAAGGCGUUAAAUGCGGUGGUUAUUGGAAGGAGUUUAAAUGGUCGUUCAAGCAUCAACCUGGCGAGAUAGAAGUCAAUCUUGCGGAUUCUUCGCCUACUUCUUCUCGACGAGGUUCUGAUGAGACGUCGACGGACGUUGCGAUUGAUCAAACAAUUCAGCAAGAGAUAAUCACCCAGACUGAAGAGUUACCCACCGAAGAUACUUCUAUCCUAGACGACACCUGGACAACAAGUCCCUGCACAGAGUCCGACACAGACAUCUUCGCUCGAUCAAACUCAAUCGUAUCAAACUGCGACAUCCCAGACUUAUCCCUUCAACCCGAUCCCUCUCUUGCCCUCGUCGAAACACAAUACUACGAAUCAACACCCCUAACAGUCGGUCUCAUAACCGACACAUCCUCCCUUUUAAUAAGCAACUGGUUCGAACAAGUCUGCACUCUCUGGUCCGGUUUCGACAGCGACUUCAACCUCAAUCGCAAACUCGCUCUCGAACUCUGCACGAGCUCCCAGUCGGUGUUUUCCUCGUUGCAGAGUAUGUCUGCUGGCUUUUUGUCUACGAGGUUACCGCAUAUGAAACAAUCUGCUAUGUACUUUUUGCAAGCUGCUACUGGAUCGGUACUUGCGGAAGCGCAGGAGAUUCUUCAAGGGCCUGUGAACGAUAUGCCUACCGGAGCACUCUUUUCGUUAUUCUGUCUAGGCACGACGGUUUGUUGGGUUGAUGCGAGACAACUUGGUCUCCCCUUCUUCCGCUCAGCAAGGAAGAUUCUCGAUCGGUUGAAUACAAGGCUUGAACGACUUUCAGCAAAAGAUCUGGAGCUAUUAUCUUUCUUUAAUCGCAGUUUGACAUACUGCGAAAUGCUUCUCGCAGCAGUAAACCAAGACGACACCGACACCGACACAGAUAACUCACGUGCCGUACAGCGCUACAUGGACGACUCUCCCCACCCAUGGACAGGAAUAUCCCCUCUCGCAUCCCAACUCUUCGCCCAAUCAAUCCGUCUCUGCCGCAGUUUCCGCAAGAAUCUCAAACUACCGAAAGAAACAGGCCGCGAUUUCCAGCGCGCUCUUGAAGAGAUACAAGAAGCGCAGCGGUUAGAGGAAAAGCUACUUGCUCUUGAGUUUCAGAGUACUUGUACGGAUACGGGGGAUUAUCGGACUCCGUCUGUUCAUCUUGCGCAGGUUGCUGAAGCGUAUAAACUUGCUGCGCUUUUGCAACUGUAUCAGACGUUUCCGGAUCUUGUGGCGUUGCGAUUACCGAGUUCUUCUGUUCAUGCGAAUAGUCGACAUAUUCCCUGGGAAGAGUGGAUUAUCCCAUUAAGUCUACGGCUCGUUAAUGUUCUUGAACUCAUUCCCCCUAACUCAGGCACGAGAGUUAUCCAACCACUUCUGUACAUUACAGCGAGUACAGGACUUCGAUACGACACAACCACCAUGCUCGACAUAUCAACAUUCCCGACGGAUUCAGAUUUCUUCACUGCAGACCCUUUUGCACCACCGCCCACGAAUUUGAUAUCAAGGAUGUCACUGGAUAUUAGUAACGCGAGACAUUUUAUCACUGGACGGUUGAAUAUGCUGGAGAGUAGUCUUCCACCGAAGCCGGUUAUUAUGGCGAAGGAGCUUAUCAAGGCGAUUUGGGAUGCGUACGAUUGUGAACCGCCUGGCGUGGCGGCUGUGCAUUGGGUCGAUGUUAUGGAGGAUAAGAAUUUGAGGUCAAUGUUUGGAUGA
Molecule: messenger RNA, 3285 nt
Organism: Fusarium coffeatum
Lineage: Eukaryota; Fungi; Ascomycota; Sordariomycetes; Hypocreales; Nectriaceae
Exons: 5
Coding region: 1-3285 (1094 amino acids)
Biological process (GO): regulation of DNA-templated transcription
Molecular function (GO): N,N-dimethylaniline monooxygenase activity; DNA-binding transcription factor activity, RNA polymerase II-specific; flavin adenine dinucleotide binding
Source: RefSeq, a predicted model, not a curated record